Ceutorhynchus assimilis (cabbage seed weevil) is the source of this 2299-nucleotide messenger RNA. Lineage: Eukaryota; Metazoa; Arthropoda; Insecta; Coleoptera; Curculionidae. The record is from the annotation of a GenBank genome assembly.
ACUGGUUAUUGCUUGUUAUUGCCGUUUGUAGAAAAAAUAUUAUAUGAUAUUUGUGCUAAAAGUAAUUUUAAGGCACUUAUGUGAAUUGCAUAAAUCGCUUCGCUCAUUCUGCAAACUUUCAUAUGCGAUAUGCGUGCCUUUAAAGAUGUACUUUUAACACUUAUAUCAUAAAUAACUAUUAAAUGGUUUGGAUGGGCCUCUAAUUAAUUAAAAACCAUUUAUCUACAUUUAGAAUUAAUUGUAAAACUUGUACAGUUGUAUAUUUCAGAUUAUGGCAGAUAUAACCAUAUAAAUCGCUCACAAACGAACGCCCCAAAGCAGGAAGUGCUGCCCCGAACAACAUAAAGAAACACCUAUCGAUCGCGGGUUGCUGAAAACCUAGCUCUAGUGGCGACCCUUUUGGCCUUGCCAGAGUUGCCAAUGCUGUCACUUCCAGUGCAUGGACCGAUAGUGACGUCACAACCUGAAGUACUCACAUCGCUCACAUCACAUCAGUCAUCAGUCACGUUUGACACUUGACAAAAUAUUUGUUUGUUUUCCUUUAUAUUUUCCAAUUUUUCAAUAGUCAACGAGGUUUAGUUUAUAGUUCACAGCUCACGCAAACAUGGCAGACCCGUUGAGUUUACUUCGCCAAUACAACGUAAACAAAAAAGAAAUUAUUGAACGGGAUGGACAAAUUAUAUUUGGGGAAUUUUCGUGGCCGAAAAAUGUCAAAACCAAUUACCUUAUGUAUGGGUCAGGUAAAGAUGGUACUGCUAAGGAAUACUACACUCUAGAAUGCUUGCUUUUUAUUCUUAAAAAUGUGUCGCUUACUCACCCUGUCUACGUAAGACAGGCUGCUGCUGAAAAUAUUCCUGUAGUACGUCGUCCAGACAGAAAAGAAUUAUUAGCCUAUUUAAAUGGAGAGACUGCUAGUUGUCCAGCAAUUGAUAAAAGUGCCCCUCUAGAACUACCCACACAGGUCAAAAAAUCUGCUGAAUAUGAUGGCCCAGAAAGUAUUGCGAAAAAACCUCGUUUUGAGGAUACUCAUGUACAAAAAGUCAGAGAAAAAUAUGCUGCUCGUCUUGAUGCACCCAAAGAAUCCUCCGUAACAGUAGACAAUAUUAAAUCACUUUCUGAGGCUAUGUCUGUUGAAAAGAUUGCUGCAAUUAAAGCUAAACGUUUGGCUAAGAAAAGAAAUACAAUUAAAGGUAUCGAUGAUAUCGGUCAAGAAUACGACAUCAGAGCUAUUCUAGACCUAGAUGUGGAUAUAACUAAAGAUAUAAUUAGCAGGGAAAGGCAAUGGCGCACACGAACCACCAUUUUACAAAGUACAGGAAAAAAUUUUGCUAAAAAUAUCCUCGCUAUGUUGCAUAGCAUUCAGGCUAGAGAAGAGGGUCGACAAAGGCCUCUGGCAAUAGUGCCUCCAAUAGUCACUCCAAGGCCAGCAGUUCAGCGUGCCAUUCCUGCUCAACAGGCAGUGUACAACCGAUAUGAUCAGGAGAGAUUCAAUCGGCAAAAAGAAGAAACUGAGGGUUUUAAAAUUGACACGAUGGGCACAUAUCACGGCAUGACGCUAAAAUCGGUCACAGAAGGACAGGCCAGAACUAAGCCACAACAGCCUCAACAACUGGCACAAGUGCAACAGCCAACUCCUCAAUCACCGUUACCAACUAGUCAAGCCAGGCCGUCGUCUGGUGGAGCACAGAAAAGAGUUUCUAGAACACCUAUUAUCAUUAUUCCUGCUGGUACCAACUGUCUGAUUUCAAUGUUGAACGUGAAGGAUAUUCUGCAGGAUAUGAAGUUCGUGACUCUGGAGCAAAAAAAAGCCCAGGGUUGCAAGCGCGAAAAUGAAGUGUUGAUUCAGCGUCAAAAAAAUAACCAAGCGGUAGCUUACCGUGUAGUAGACAAUCCAUCAAAACUGUCUCCUAGUGAUUGGGACCGCGUGGUCGCCGUGUUUGUGAUGGGACCCGCCUGGCAAUUCAAAGGGUAUCCGUGGGAAUCACCUGUAGAAAUUUUUGACAAAAUUGCCGCUUUCCACGUGAAAUACGAUGAAAUGAAGCUGGAUCCGAAUGUGGAAAAAUGGAACGUGACUGUGAUUCAACUGAGUCGGACCAAACGGCACUUGGACAGGGCCCAAUUGAUGGUUUUCUGGGAGAAAUUGGACAAGCAUAUUAUGCAACAUAAACCUCAUCUUAAAUUUUAGAAUUAAAAUUCUGAAAUUACCUAUUAAUUAUUGUUAUAAUGGAAAUGGUUCAUAGUGUUUAUACUUCAUACAAUAAUUUCAUUUCAUUUGUAUAUAAAACAGCAAAUUAAAUUU